AAUAAACUCUCCAAAUAUUACUUCUCAGCUUCGCAUAUCAGCAUCACUCAGAUAACACACAUACAUCUGAGACUUGUUGUAAUGGCAACUUCUCUCCAAGCCACCGCAACUUUUCUUCAGCCGGCGAAGAUCGCCACUUCUUCUCCUUCUCGCAACGUUGUUCAUCUCCGAUCUAACCAAACCGUGGGCAAGUCCUUUGGCCUAGAAUCUUCACCUGCUAGACUCACUUGCUCCAUCCACUCUGACUUCAAAGACUUCAUCGGAAAGUGCUCUGAUGCAGCCAAAAUUGCUGGUUUCGCUCUCGCCACCUCUGCCCUCGUUGUCUCGGGGGCGAGUGCGGAGGGAGCACCAAAGAGGUUAACGUACGACGAGAUACAGAGCAAGACUUACAUGGAGGUUAAGGGGACUGGUACUGCGAACCAGUGUCCCACAAUCGACGGUGGCUCUGAAACAUUCUUAUUCAAACCUGGUAAGUACACAGGCAAGAAGUUUUGCUUCGAGCCUACUUCCUUCACCGUCAAGGCAGAUAGCGUCAGCAAGAACGCCCCGCCGGAUUUCCAAAACACCAAGCUCAUGACCCGUCUCACUUACACUCUCGACGAGAUCGAAGGACCCUUUGAGGUUAGUUCAGAUGGAAGCGUGAAGUUCAAGGAAGAAGAUGGGAUCGAUUAUGCAGCAGUCACAGUCCAGCUUCCGGGAGGAGAACGCGUGCCGUUCCUCUUCACGGUGAAACAGCUCGAGGCUUCAGGCAAACCCGAAAACUUCAGUGGCAAAUUCUUAGUUCCUUCGUACCGUGGCUCGUCUUUCUUGGACCCUAAGGGACGUGGUGGAUCCACUGGAUACGAUAAUGCAGUGGCUUUGCCUGCGGGAGGCAGAGGUGACGAGGAAGAGCUGUCCAAGGAAAACGUCAAGAACACGGCUGCUUCGGUCGGAGAGAUCACUUUGAAGAUCACAAAGAGUAAACCAGAGACAGGAGAAGUGAUCGGAGUGUUCGAGAGUCUUCAGCCGUCUGAUACUGACUUGGGUGCUAAGGUACCAAAGGAUGUUAAGAUCCAAGGGGUUUGGUAUGGUCAGCUUGAGUGAUUGUUCUAAUCCGAAUCUGUUUGUCACAAGUUGUAUUAAAACAUCUUCUAUAUAUAUCAAUAAAAAUGCUCGAUAAAUAAAUAUAA
Messenger RNA from Raphanus sativus (radish), 1169 nucleotides. RefSeq names its product oxygen-evolving enhancer protein 1-2, chloroplastic. Gene Ontology annotation, biological process: photosystem II stabilization; photosystem II assembly. The transcript is spliced from 3 exons. Gene Ontology annotation, molecular function: oxygen evolving activity. Lineage: Eukaryota; Viridiplantae; Streptophyta; Magnoliopsida; Brassicales; Brassicaceae. Gene Ontology annotation, cellular component: photosystem II oxygen evolving complex. The record is from RefSeq and is a predicted model, not a curated record. Bases 82 to 1083 code for a protein of 333 amino acids.